AGCAUAAGCGAGCUCAGCCUGUGCUCCUCAUUAUUCUGGAAUAGGACGGAAAAGUUGGGGACAUUCAGCAGCCUGUAGCGGCUCCAGGUUCAGCGGUGUAAGCAUGGACACAACAAACUCUAUGAAGAUGACCGCUGUGGCCUCCCAGAGCAUCUUCAGCCACGUGGAGGAGGAAAACCUGCCAGCCUUGCGAGCAUUCCUGGACAAAAACCGUGAUGUGGACAGCAGGAGUGAUAGCGGACAGACUCCUCUGAUGAUCGCGGCUGAACAGGGCAGUCUGGAAAUCGUACAGGAGCUUAUCCGAAGAGGAGCCAACGUGAACCUGGAUGAUGUGGAUUGCUGGACUGCACUGAUUUCCGCCUCGAAGGAGGGUCACGUUGAGGUGGUGAAGGAGCUGCUGGCUAACAAUGCCAAUGUGGAGCACAGAGACAUGGGUGGCUGGACUGCUCUCAUGUGGGCAGCGUAUAAGGGUCGUGCAGAGGUGGCCCGUCUGCUGAUGGAGAAAGGAGCCAACCCCAACAUCACCGGACAGUACAGUGUAUACCCCAUCAUAUGGGCAGCUGGAAGAGGCCACGCUGAAAUCGUCCGGCUAUUACUGCAACACGGAGCUAAAGUCAACUGCUCUGACAAGUAUGGCACUACAGCAUUGAUCUGGGCAGCAAGGAAAGGCCAUUAUGACUGUGUAAUGCACCUGCUGGAGAAUGGUGCCAACGUGGAUCAGGAAGGAGCGAACUCGAUGACUGCUCUGAUUGUGGCUGUUCGCGGUGGCUACACCGUGGUGGUAAAAGAGCUGCUGAAGAGGAACCCCAACGUCAACAUGACCGAUAAAGACGGCAACACUGCACUGAUGAUCGCUGCCAUGGAGGGGCACACUGAGAUAGUGCAGGACCUGCUGGAUGCAGACACCUACGUCAACAUUCCUGAUCGGAGUGGAGACACAGUUCUGAUAGCAGCAGUGAGAGGAGGUCAUGUGGAGAUCGUCCGAGCUUUGCUUAAUAAAUAUGCUGAUAUAGACGUGAAGGGCCAGGACAGCAAGACGGCUCUCUACUGGGCUGUUGAAAAAGGCAAUGCUACCAUGGUUCGAGAUAUCCUGCUCUGUAACCCUGACACAGAGGCCUACACCAAGGAGGGUGAGACUCCACUUAUUAAAGCCACCAAGAUGAGAAACAUUGAGAUAGUUGAGCUUCUUCUUGACAAAGGAGCAAAGGUUUCUGCUGUGGACAAGAAAGGAGACACAGCCCUGCACAUCGCCAUAAGGGGGCGGAGCAGGAAGUUGGCCGAGCUGCUUUUAAGGAACCCCAAAGAUGGUCGUCUGCUUUACAAGCCAAACAAGCAGGGAGAGACGCCCUAUAACAUUGACUGCACACAUCAGAAGAGCAUCCUGACACAGAUCUUUGGUGCUAAGCACUUGUCUCCUACGGAGUGUGACGGUGACAUGCUGGGCUAUGACCUGUACAGCAGUGCUCUUGCUGACAUACUGAGCGAACCCACCAUGCAACCACCCAUAUGUGUGGGCCUGUACGCUCAAUGGGGCAGCGGCAAGUCCUUCCUGCUCAAGAAACUAGAAGAUGAGAUGAAGACGUUUGCAGGCCAGCAGGUGGAGCCAUUGUUCCAGUUCUCUUGGUUGAUGGUGGCACUGACGCUGCUCUUGAGUGGUUCUGUGGCUGUGAUUCUGGGCUUCUCGGUUGACCCCAGGCUUGCCAUCGCUGUGGCACUCAGCCUGCUGGCUCUGCUCUAUAUCUUCUUUGUGCUGGUGUAUUUCGGAGGGCGCAAAGAGGGCGAGAGCUGGAGCUGGGCGUGGCUCAUAAGCACCCGGCUCGCGCGCCACAUCGGCUACUUGGAACUGCUGCUCAAACUGAUGUUCGUCAACCCACCUGAGCUUCCUGAGCAGACCACCAAAGCUCUGCCUGUCAGGUUCCUGUUCACGGACUAUAACCGGCUGUCCAGUGUGGGUGGCGAGACCUCCAUGGCUGAGAUGAUUGCAACACUGUCAGAUGCGUGUGAGAGAGAAUUUGGCUUUUUGGCAACCAGACUCUUCAGGGUGUUUAAAAAUGAUGAGACUCAAGGAAAGAAGUGGAAGAAGACGUGCUGUGUGCCAUCCUUUGUUCUUUUUGCGCUUACUUUGGCAUGCCUGGUGACUGGUAUGGUCCUGCUGGCCAUAUUUAAAGUGGACUCUGCCAAUGUGACAGUGAAGGCGGUGCUGGUGGCUGUGGCUAGCGUGGUGGGUCUUGCUCUGCUGUUGAACUGCAGAACCUGGUGGCAGGUAGCUGACUCGGUGCUGCGCUCGCAGAGGAGAAGGCUACACAGCGCUGCCAACAGUAUGCACAGGCUCAAGAGUGAGGGAUUUAUGAAGGUAUUAAAAUGUGAGGUGGAGCUCAUGGCAAAAAUGGCAAAGACUAUCGACGGGUUCACACAGAAUCAGACUCGCUUAGUCGUCAUCAUCGAUGGUCUGGACUCUUGUGAGCAAGAUAAAGUGCUGCAGAUGCUUGAUACGGUAAGGGUACUCUUCUCCAAGGGUCCCUUCAUCUCCAUCUUUGCCAGCGACCCCCAUAUCAUCAUCAAAGCCAUCAAUCAAAACCUGAACAGCGUGCUGCGGGACUCCAACAUCAACGGCCACGACUACAUGCGCAACAUCGUGCACCUGCCCGUCUUCCUGAACAGCCGAGGCCUUAGCACGGCCAAGAAGCUCAGCAUGGCAACACCAGCUAAUGGUGACAGGCUUAGUGCCGAGGCAUGGCAUGAGGAAUUGGACAGGAAAUUUACAUCUCAAAACAGUCUUGGGGAGCAGGCCAAGCAGGGCAGUAAGACAGCUCUGAACAGAAGGGACACGUACAGACGGCGCCAGAUGCAGCGCACCGUCACGCGCCAGAUGUCGUUCGACCUGACCAAGCUGCUGGUUACCGAGGACUGGUUCAGUGACAUCAGCCCUCAGACCAUGAGGAGACUCCUCAACAUCGUCUCAGUCACAGGGCGCCUUCUCCGAGCCAAUCAGAUCAUCUUUAACUGGGAUCGGCUGGCGUCCUGGAUCAACCUGACAGAGGAGUGGCCCUAUCGUACAUCCUGGCUCAUCCUGUUUCUGGAGGAGAACGAUGUAGUGUCGGACCAGGUCAUACUUAAGACCAUCUAUGAGAGGAUAUCCAAGAACAUCCCCACCACCAAAGAUGUGGAACCCCUGCUGGAGAUCGAUGGAGACAUUCGCAGCUUUGAGGUGUUCCUGUCCUCCCGAACCCCUGUGCUGACGGCCCAUGAUGUCGAGAUGUUUCUGCCUUGCACUGUCAACUUGGACCCCAAACUUAGGGAGAUCAUAGCAGAUGUGCGUGAUGCCCGUAAGCAGAUGCACCUCGGUGGAGUGAGCUAUCCCACCAUGCCUUUGCAGGAGGCUCCGGCGAGACCACACUCAGCGUUUGGGCAGGGCACCGCAGCCUGCUCUCCCAAUACGUCCUUCCCUGCACAGUCUCACAGUAGCUACUUUAGUGGCCUCACUGGCCCACAACACCCAUUUUACAACCGGCCUUAUUUUCCUCCUCAUGUUUAUCAUGUGCCCCGCAAUUACCCCGGCAAUCCACUACAUGCCCCCAACCGCCCUUCCUCUAAACUGGCCUUUCAAAAGGACGUCAGCUCUGGACUCGGUGUUAUAAUAGAAGAUGCCUUCGAGCACAUUCCCUCUCCUACCUCCCUUUUUAUGGUACCCUUUAAGUGUGACUCUUCAAGCAUGGUGGCCUCUGGUGCUGUGCUACCUCUGGGAAUCCUUAGCUCUUUAAGCACUGACGGUGUGUGCGAGAGACUCCGACAGAUCGAGGGCUUGGACUCCAGUAUGCUGGAACAAUAUACAGCUUCUGUUAAAAAGGCGAACGUGAACGGCCGUGUCCUGAGCCAGUGUAACCUGGACGAGCUUAAGAAGGAGAUGAAUAUGAACUUCGGAGACUGGCACCUCUUUAGGGUGAUGGUGGUGGACCAACGGCAGGUGGAGAGCCAGAUGCUGCAAGAGGAGUGUGUAGGUGUAGAGGAUAGUGAGCAGACCAGCAGUGUGCUGCUUCAGUCUGAACCUGCCCCUUCUCAUGCUUCUGCUGCCCCUCACGGCAACCUGCACUACAGCCUGAACCUCAGCUUUGAGGAGCUCAGCAAUGCCGGCUUGGAGGAGCAUCCCCCCAGCAGACCCCCCAGCAACCACUGGACGGCUGUGGGCCACAGGACUUCCAGCAUGUCCAGCUUGAACUCACAGGAGUCAUCUAACGACAUCGGCAAGUUGACGGACAGGCAGCAGGCCGAAUACCUCAGUGCCUACCAGGACUACAUCACUCAUAUGUCCCAAACGGAAGCUACCGGCUCUGGGCCUGACAGAUCUGCGCACCUCCUCUCGCACGAGGAUGAGCAGGAUGGCCGCAAGUCCUUCAAGAGAACUUCUAAACCCGCAGAGAACAUGAUGGACUACUCCAUCGCCCAGAACUCGGGCCUGCUCCGUCCAAUCAGUGAAGAGGACGAGAAACCAGAGCGCAAAGCCUCUGUGAGCCGCAGCAAGGGUCCGGGACCACGCUACCACAGCGUACCCUGUGAAGAAGAUGAGUGUGGUCCAGAGGAAACUGACGCCACACCUCUACUUUGGGAUGAGCCUCAAGAGAUGCUGGGGAGAAAGAGCUUUGUCUCUGCCGUGAUGGACAAGAAGGAGUCAUCUGACUCUGGAAUGAGGUCCAGUGCUAGCUCCUCUAACCGUUCGCUACAGGAUGAAGAGAGCGAGGAGACCCAGGAGGAGGAAAAGCCCAAAGCGAAUGCAGAGGAUGAAGAGGAGCGGUCGAUCACAGUGCGCAUGUCGAUCUGCUCGGAAGCGAUGUCUGAGGCGAGCAGCCCAGAAGAAAACUGGGCUGGCUCACCCCCCCACACAAAGGCCGUCACUAAUCUGAACCGAGCACCCUGCAGCGCCUCACCACAUAAUAAUAAUAACAACAACGGUGAGGAGCGCAGCCUGAUUAUCUCUCCGGGGUCGAGCACUAAUAUCAGAGCUGUACUCAACCACAACCUGCUCACAGUGCGCACCAAGAGGAGCAGCAACACCACACGUGAUGUCGAGACCAGCGAGGAGCGAGAGAGCGUGCUCUGAACAGCAGGGUAAAUCCUUCCUGUCUUCUGGUGGGAAGAAUAGGAGAGGUUUGUGUGUGAGCUUUGUGUAAUUAAGUAAAACAGCUCAUAGAUUUUUUAUUCAAAUUACUUCAUAUUUCAGUGUUUUGUAUUUUUUCUAUUUAAUUGGAAGCACAAUUAGCUUUAACGGCUCUACAUGGUGCAUAAUUCUGGCUUAUAUUGAACUGCUUGACCAAGGCAGUGUCCCAAAUCACAUAGCGCACUAAAUAUACUUUUAGAAUUCAAUCCUGAGAUCCACUUUUGCUCAUCAUCUAAUAAUCACUUAUAAUUACUAAUAAUCACUUAGCUAAUAUGCUGUCAAAACAGGUCUGACCCACCAAGACAUGGACUCCACAAGACAUCUGAGAUAGUCCUGUGGUGUCUGGUAGCACAACAUUACCUCCAAGUCCUUCAACUUCACCACAUUGCAAAGUGGAUCAUCCUACAGUGCAGUCCUGGUGCCAGCAUGCAUUUUAUUAUUCAAAUAAAUACAAACUGGAGGUAAUAAAGACAAAUCGUUGAGGGGUACCACCCCAGCGACAGACUUUUUUGUUUUUUUUGUAUUUUACCCCUUUUUCUCCCACUUUUUUUAGCGCAUCCAAUUUCUACCCGUCAAUCAUCCUCUCACUAAUGCUGGUCCCUGCUCCCGAUUGGGGAGGACGAGGCUGCUCCACGCCCCCUCCGAGACGUGCACAGCAAUUGAACGUCUUAUCACCUACACUUGACGAGCGCACACCCACACCCCCCCAACGCACUCCUUCCCCAUCUCCGUGCAGGCGCCACCAACCAGCCAGCAAAGGUCGUAAUCGCACUAGUCUGAGAGAGAGUUCCCAUCCGGCUUUUAGUCCCGCCCCCUAUCUGAACAACCUGCCAAUCGUUGUUCAUGUAGCCACUCAGCCUUCAGCCGGCAAAGGCAGAGCCGAGAUUCGAUACGAUGUAUUCGAGAUCCAGCUCUGGUUGCAGCGUGUGUUUUUAGCGCUGCGCCACCUGAGCGGCGCGACAGACAUAUUUAAUACCCUCAUUUCUUUUUUUUUCUUUUUGCCAUUUUCCCUCAAUUUACCUCUCAAUCUAGUCAUAUCCAAUCACCCAAUUGCAUUACGCUUCCUCUAUACUGAUAUUGAACUCCACUCUGACUGAGGAGAGCCGUGACUAACACACGCCCCCUCCGACACGUGUGCAAUAGCCGACUGCAUCUUUUCACCUGCACGAGGUGAGUUCAUAUGUGGAUCAGCUUUGUGAACAGAGAGCCACACCCUGAUCACAUUAUUCCUCAUCUCUGUGCAGGCACCAUCAAUCAGCCAGCAGAGGUCGUAAUUGCAUCAGUUAUGAGGGUGUGUCUCUCAAACGCCCCUUAAACAACAGCCAAUCACCUGGUGGCAGAGCUGAGAUCCGAACCGGCGAGUUCAAGAUGUCAGCUCUGCUGUGCUAGUGUAUUUUUUUUUACCUAAGAAACUCAUUUCUGAGAGUGUAGUAUAACAGCAAAAUAACGACACCAUUGGUGUUACUAAUUUGACACCAUUAUUAGUGCCAAGUAUGUUAAUCAGGUUGCAGCCUGGCACAAAAAGUACUGUAAAAAUUUGAUGAAAAAUAUGGUAAUUUAAUGAAAUCCAGACAACUUUUUCUGAUUUCUUGAACUAUGAUAAUGGCAUUACUAUAUUUUGGAAUCGUAUGCUGUCCACAUGACAUUUGGAAUUAUCAUAUUACUGCCAGAAUUUGUGUAAUCAGUUAUCAGUGUGCAUAUUAAUGUUCUGAUAGAUCUUCUGUGCUAAAGAUAUGAUUUUUACAAAAUGUUGCAGAUAGGUGCUAGAAAAAAUACAAUCAGGUUUUAAAUAUAGUAUUUGUUACAGGACGUUGUGACGUUGUGAUUUUAGUUUAUUGUGUGUUGUGAAAUUGUUGUGUGUAUUUUAAAAUAGGCUAGUGAUAAAGGAUAGUGAUUAUUGUGUAUGUAUUGUGUACCAUAUAGUGUAUGGUGACCUCCUAAAAAUUGUGAUUGUUCAGUGCACUCAGGUACACACAUUAUUUUCAUUAUUUAUUAUUUGUGAAACUGUUUUUGCAGAUUAGUGUUGUAAUCAGUGAGUGUAAAAGGCUCUGAGCAUCCUGCAUGCUGUGUGAGUGUGAUUAUUACCAUGUUUUAAAAAAGUAAUAAACAUAAUACACUUUU
Molecule: messenger RNA, 7273 nt
Organism: Trichomycterus rosablanca
Lineage: Eukaryota; Metazoa; Chordata; Actinopteri; Siluriformes; Trichomycteridae
Gene: kidins220a
Product: kinase D-interacting substrate 220a
Exons: 31
Coding region: 104-5095 (1663 amino acids)
Molecular function (GO): protein kinase regulator activity; PDZ domain binding
Source: RefSeq, a predicted model, not a curated record